AACCAGUCUUACAGCUGGUAGAUUGCAAUAGGAGAAUCGAAUCGAAUCCACUUGCUGAAGCCACAAAAACAACCACCUGCUGCCAUUGCCAGACAAGCUGCCACAAUUUAUUGCCGAAGAAGUUGCUGCCAUGCCACCAGCUCUACCGAAAAUUCCACCACCCCCUCUGCCGCCGAUGAUGUCAAAGCAAAAGAAUGAGGAGGUGAGCUAUUACAAGGAUGAUAUGGACGAGUGGACAACCUUCAUGAUAACGACAUUGAUUCCUCCUCUAUUGUCUCCCAACCCCGUCACGGCCGAUAUGCUGUCUCAACCAGGCGACGCCGGUCCAAAGAAGACCACUACGCUUCAAACCGGCGACACAUCGUUUGAGAAUCUGGAAAAGGAUACAUCUUGUGGCAGUUUCCCCGUACUCCAAUGGGCUGCACUGACAUUCACUCAGAAAGUUCUCCCAAUCGACGACAGAUUCGUGCCCAUUGCCGAAGAAGAAGUGCAACCGAUGCUGGACGAAACGAGACUUGCCAAGUGUUUACCAGAGCCCACUGUCCCAUUUCCAGAUCCUA
Seminavis robusta is the source of this 560-nucleotide messenger RNA. The record is from the annotation of a GenBank genome assembly. Lineage: Eukaryota; Bacillariophyta; Bacillariophyceae; Naviculales; Naviculaceae.